This is a messenger RNA of Gasterosteus aculeatus aculeatus (three-spined stickleback), 2507 nucleotides long. It is a transcript of the gene atg16l1, whose product is annotated as ATG16 autophagy related 16-like 1 (S. cerevisiae). Gene Ontology annotation, cellular component: Atg12-Atg5-Atg16 complex; phagophore assembly site membrane; autophagosome membrane. Gene Ontology annotation, biological process: autophagosome assembly. Gene Ontology annotation, molecular function: protein-membrane adaptor activity; protein binding. NCBI's taxonomy places the organism in Eukaryota, Metazoa, Chordata, Actinopteri, Perciformes, Gasterosteidae. The record is from RefSeq and is a predicted model, not a curated record.
UGCGUCGCUCUGAAAACGCAGAAGCAUAAACUAGGCUUUAGUGAAAGUGGAUGUCGGAUCCCCUUGACCCCGGGACGUUUUCCACAGAGGUCAAGGAAUAGUGGCUGGAAAAAGACGUUAGUAGGGAUUUUUUUGAAAAUCUGAAUCUAGCCCUGGCCUUUAUUCCGCUCAUAUUUAAAUGCGACGUCAUACUCAUGCGACGAUCCAGGAAGAACGCCAAGGAGCCAAAAUGGCGCGGAUCUGGAUGGAGGCAGCUGAAGAAGCUGAUGUCGGUUAAGAAGAGGACGCGGACCGUGUAACACAAAACACCGUGAGGCGCUGCCGAGGUUUCCGGAGAAGAGGAGCCAAAGGUAGAUGUGGUGUCAUGGCGGAGCGGCGUGCUGAGUGUUGGAAGAGACACAUCUUAGAUCAGCUGAAGGCCAGAGACAGAGUUCAGAGGCAGAGCUUUGAGGAGAUUGUCCUCCAGUAUAACCGUCUGCUGGAGAAGUCUGACCUGCAGACGGUUUUAUCAGAAAGAUACCAACCGGACAAAUACGACAUCCAGAGAGGGCAUGACUCUAGCUUGGGGACAGACCCUAGCCGUGGUGAGGUCCUGCAGCAGGAGAUGUCUCAGAUGAGAAUCAAACACCAGGAGGAGCUGACGGAGCUGCACAAGAAACGAGGAGAGCUGGCUCAGAAUGUGAUCGAAUUGAACAAUCAGAUUCAGCAGAAAGACAAAGAGAUCCAGAGCAACGAGGCCAAGAUGUCUGAGUACCAGCAGCAAGUUAGCAGCCUGGAGGGGGACUGUCGGGAGCUGAGGGGCUACCUUCAGGACCUGGAGCGGGCCAACCAGACUCUGAAAGACGAGUACGACGCUCUGCAGAUCACCUUCUCUGCUCUGGAGGAGAAGCUGAGGAAGACCAGCGAAGACAACCAGGAGCUGGUGUCCCGCUGGAUGGCUGAGAAGGCUCAGGAGGCUAACAAGCUGAACGCAGAGAACGAGAAGGACAACAGGCGCAGACAAGCUAAACUGCAGAAGGAACUGGCCGACGCAGCAAAGGAGCCACUUCCCAUCGAGCAGGACGACGACAUAGAGGUUCUGUCAGAGGACGGCGGGAAGGGGGGAGGAGAGACGUCUCCCAAGAGACCCCUCAGCAGGACUCCAAGUAAGAAGAGUUCCCAGCCUCCUCCUGCUGGUCUGCUGGACUCCAUCUCCAACAUCUUUGGCGAGUCUGAGUGUGUCAAGCCUGGACUCGCCCCCCCACUCUCCAGGCGUCGACCUGCUAACUCCUUCAGCUCCUCGCCUGAGAACACUGACGCCCCCUCUGGAGUGUGUGCUGAGGUCCGAGUCCCUUCAACCGCUCUCCACGUGUUCGAGGCACAUGACGGCGAGGUCAACGCAGUGAGGUUCAGCCCCGGAUCUCGUCUCCUAGCAACAGGAGGGAUGGACCGCAGGGUGAAGCUGUGGGAAGUCGCUGCAGGUCGCUGUGAGCCUAAAGGCGCUCUGACCGGCAGCAACGCUGGAAUCACCAGCAUCGAGUUUGACAGCGCUGGCUCCUAUCUGCUGGCGGCCUCCAAUGACUUUGCGAGUCGGAUCUGGACCGUAGACGACUACAGACUCCGACACACCUUGACGGGCCACAGUGGGAAGGUGCUGGCAGCUCGCUUCCUAUUGGACAACGCUCGCAUCGUCUCUGGGAGCUACGACCGCACGCUGAAGCUCUGGGACCUCCGCAGCAAAGUCUGUAUGAAGACGGUGUUUGCUGGUUCCAGCUGUAACGACAUUGUGUGCACGGAGCAGUGUGUCAUGAGCGGACACUUUGAUAAGAAGGUUCGAUUCUGGGACAUCAGAGCAGAGAGCAUCGUCCAGGAGCUGGAGCUGUUUGGGAGAGUCACGUCUCUGGACCUGAACCACGACCGCACAGAGCUGCUCACCUGCUCCAGAGACGACCUGGUGAAGAUCAUCGACCUGCGCACCAACGCUGUGCGGCAGACGCUCAGUGCGCAAGGCUUCAAGUGUGGAGCUGAUUGGACGAGAGUCACCUUCAGUCCCGACGGCAGCUACGUGGCUGGAGGAUCAGCUGAUGGAGCUUUGUACAUCUGGAAUGUCCUCACAGGGAAAGUGGACCGAACUCUGGACCGGAACCACAACUCUGCCAUUAACUCUGUGUCCUGGUCGCCCUCCGGAGCAUUUGUGGCCAGCGUGGAGAAAGGCAGCAAGGCCAUCCUGUGGUCUGACAUGUGACCUGAUGGAGUAGCAAGAGGUCUGAUGUAGCUGCUCUUUGACCUGAUGGAGAUGAUGAUGAAGCUCCUCUUCUUGUUGAACUCUGACCAAUAGGACUUGUCCUUUCUUCAUGUGGACUACUCGGUAAACGCCGGUGGAAUCUGGUGUUUACUCUUUUUCUUCUGGGACCUUUCAAUGGUUCCGAUGGUUUAAAUCAAACCAACAUGUUCAAAGUCUUUAUUGAAGAUAAACAAAUGUGUCCAUUGGGCUAAAGUCUGAGAAUAAAGUCUCGUAAUAGCCUGAU